AUGGUGACUGAAAAAAUCAGGUCUCCAAAAUUUGAGAUAAACAGUAUUAAGGAACAUAAAAUAGCUGAAUUAUUUAAAUUAGAACCAUUGGAAAACAGUUUCGAUUACUGUGAGCGCUAUUCUCCCAUUACUCGAGUAAUUAAAUUUGUAUGUAGAGGAUUUCCAAACAAAUUCGCUAUUUUUGAUGCGGAAACCUUAAAUAUAAAGAAAUUUAGUUAUAAUUACAAUAAAGAGCUUAACUGUGAUGGAUUUGGAUGCUUAAUUCCACAUGGUAGCUUGUUUUAUGCUUGAAAUGAUACUUGAAUAAUUAUUGACCCAUUGGGAAAUUCAAGAAAUAUUACACCUUAUGCUAUAUGCUACCAUGCAGGAGCAAUUUAUUUUGAUGGAAAAAUAUAUAUUUUUGGAGGAUCUCAUGAAGUUGCAGUAAAAUUCGACAUGGAUAAAAAUAGAUGGUUUUCACUUAGCAAAUAUUCUUUUUCUAUUGAGAAUCGAGCCUUUUGCACUUUAUUCAAAACCAAAAUUUUAAUAGCAUCUUCUAGUGAGAAUCCUAUCUUUUAUGAUACUAUUACAGACUCUUAUUCAGAAAUUUUACCAAUAAAGUUAUCACCUAAAGUUCAUAAACAAUUUUUUGCUGUAGGUGAAAAGGUAUUUUUAUUUGAAUUUUCCAAAUUUAUAUAUGAGAGUGACGAUGAUUUAAUGACUUGAAAUAAUAUUGGAGAAUGCUCAUUAAUUAAAGAUUAUGCAGUUGUUUGUGGAUACCCCAUUUGCUAUAAAGAAAUAAUUUACAUUGCAACUUAUCAAUGUGCUUAUUCAUUUGAUUUAAAAGAAAAGAAGCUGAAAGAGGCAAAAAUCUUUGAAAAAUCACUAAUGGACCACCAUUCAUUUUGAUAUAAUGGCUAA
Blepharisma stoltei is the source of this 900-nucleotide messenger RNA. The record is from the annotation of a GenBank genome assembly. NCBI's taxonomy places the organism in Eukaryota, Ciliophora, Heterotrichea, Heterotrichida, Blepharismidae.